AUGUUGCUGCACAAACUGCUUGUGUGGGUCCUGUCAGUCCUGUGCAGCAGUGACGUGUGUUUGGGGUUCGUCUACGACCGGCCCAAACGCUCAGGAGAGGACGGAGCUUCAGGCAGGGCAGAGUCUCGCUCUGCGUCUCAGUACGUACCCACCUCUGGCUCCUGCAGGAACAGGUGUUUUGAGCUGGUCGAGCUGGAGCCGCCAAACUGUCGCUGUGACAACCUGUGUAAGACCUACAACAGCUGCUGCUCGGACUUUGACCAGCUGUGUCUCAGGACAGAGGGAGGCUACGAGUGCAGUAAAGAUCGGUGUGGGGAGACUCGAAAUGAGCAGCAUGCCUGCCACUGCUCUGAUGACUGUCUGGCAAGAGGAGACUGUUGCACCAACUAUAAGACACUGUGUAAAGGAGACACUUCAUGGCUGCAGGAUGAGUGUGAGGAGAUCAAGUCUGCUGAAUGCCCUGCUGGGUUUGUGCGUCCACCGCUCAUCAUACUGUCAGUGGAUGGAUUUCGAGCUUCUUACGUAAAGAGAGGAAGCAGUGUCAUACCCAACAUCGAGAAACUCAGAACAUGUGGGACCCAUGCUCCAUAUUUGAGGCCUGUUUAUCCUUCCAAAACCUUCCCCAACCUCUACUCACUGGCUACGGGUCUCUAUCCAGAGUCUCAUGGGAUUGUAGGUAACUCCAUGUAUGACCCGGUGUUUGACGCCACCUUCACCCUGAGGAGCCGAGAGAAGCUCAAUCACCGCUGGUGGGGAGGACAGCCAAUCUGGAUCACAGCACUCAAACAGGGAGUGAAGGCUGCCACCUUCUUCUGGCCUGUUGCUAUCCCAAUGGAGAGGCGGAUACUGACCAUGCUGCAGUGGCUCCACCUCCCUGAAGGCGAGAGGCCCUACGUUUACGCCAUGCACUCUGAACAACCAGACACAUAUGGACACAAAGUGGGGCCCAUGAGCGCUGAGCUGAAUAAUCCUCUGAGGGUGAUCGACAGAGUCAUCGGCCAGCUGAUGAACGGGCUCAAGCAGAUGAAACUACACCGCUGCGUCAACAUCAUCAUGGUGGGCGAUCACGGUAUGGAAGAGGCUCACUGUGAGCGCACUGAGUUCCUCAGCAACUACAUGAACAAUGUUGAUGACAUCAUCCUCAUCCCUGGGUCUCUAGGAAGGAUACGCUCCAGAUACCCCAACAACCCCAAAUAUGAUCCUAAGGCUGUUGUUGCAAAUCUAACAUGUAAGAAAUCAGAGCAGCACUUUAAGCCGUACCUAAAGCAGCACCUGCCUAAGAGACUGCACUACGCCAACAACCGACGCAUUGAAGAUAUUCACCUGCUGGUGGAGAGGAAGUGGCAUGUUGCCAGAAGAGUCCCUGAAGGGAAGAGGCACUGUGGCUUCUCUGGUGAUCAUGGAUAUGACAAUAAGAUCAACAGCAUGCAGACUAUAUUCUUGGGGUAUGGACCUACGUUUAAAUUCAAGACUAAAGUUCCAGCCUUUGAGAACAUUGAGCUCUAUAAUGUGAUGUGUGAUCUUCUGGGUCUGAAACCCGCCCCCAAUAACGGAACCCGCGGUAGUCUGAACCACCUGCUGAGAAGCCCCCCCUACAGACCCACCAUGCCAGAGGAGGUUUCCAGGCCAACCGCCUCCGGUCUCAUUCCCAUGGGAACAGACGACCUGGGCUGCAGCUGUGACGACAAGAACAAAGUGGAGGAGCUAAACCAGCGACUGAGGCAAGCUAUGGAUGACAGCAGGAACCUGCCAUAUGGUCGACCUGCUGUACUCUACCGAACCAAAUACUCCAUCCUCCACCACAGUGACUACAUCAGUGGCUACAGUGAGGCUCUCUCUAUGCCUCUCUGGACUUCAUACACCGUCAGAAGACAGGUAGAUGUGUCUCCUCUGCCUGAAGUGCUGUCUAACUGUGUGAGACCUGAUGCCAGAGUCCCUCCAGCCUACAGCCAGUCAUGUACCAACUACAGAGCAGACAAACAGAUCACCUACGGCUUCCUGUACCCACCACAAUUAUCCUCAGGCAUGGACAAAAAAUAUGAUGCUGUACUCAUCACCAACACCGUCCCCAUGUAUCCUGCCUUCAAGAGAAUAUGGGUUUACUUCCAGAGAGCGCUGGUGAAGAAAUAUGCCACGGAGAGAAAUGGGGUGAACGUGCUCAUUGGACCUAUAUUUGACUACAACUAUGAUGGUGUCAGGGACUCAGCUGACAAGAUAAGAGAGCAUACAAGUGGAAGUAUACCCAUCCCCACGCACUACUUUGUGGUCCUGACCAGCUGCUUAGACUUCACACAGGCUGCAGACUCGUGUGGCGGCCCGCUCAGCAGCGCCGCCUUCAUCUUGCCGCACAGAUCCACCAACGACGAGACCUGCAACAGCUCAGAGGAGGAGUCACGCUGGGUGGAGGACCUGAUGAAGAUGCACACAGCUCGGGUCAGAGACGUGGAGCUCCUCACAGGCCUGGACCUGUACCGCAGAACCACACGGAGCUACGCUGAAAUCCUCUCCCUCAAAACCUACAUGCACACCUAUGAGAGCGAGAUCUGA
This is a messenger RNA of Scomber japonicus (chub mackerel), 2547 nucleotides long. RefSeq names its product ectonucleotide pyrophosphatase/phosphodiesterase 2 (gene enpp2). Gene Ontology annotation, molecular function: phosphatidylcholine lysophospholipase A1 activity; calcium ion binding; phosphodiesterase I activity. Gene Ontology annotation, biological process: immune response; phosphatidylcholine catabolic process. Lineage: Eukaryota; Metazoa; Chordata; Actinopteri; Scombriformes; Scombridae. The record is from RefSeq and is a predicted model, not a curated record. Bases 1 to 2547 code for a protein of 848 amino acids. The transcript is spliced from 25 exons.